UUCUUCAUUCCUGUGAUUCAAAGGGGCCCUUAAGCACCAAUAAUACUACUUCAGAAUAACAAUCAGUAGUGUACUGGUGUGUUUGUUUUGUUGCUCCCUUUCUUCAAAGAUUACGACAGAUUACCAGUAUUAUAUUGCGAAGAAAGAGGAAAUGCCUUCAUUUAGUGGAAUCAAGAUCAAACCGGACCCAAUUAAUUAAUUAAUUACUCCCUCCAUUACAGAAUAUAAAAAUUUUAAAGUUGGACACAGUUAUUAAGAAAAUAGUUAGAAGUGAAUGAUGUAGGGUUGUGAUCGGAUAAGUAGUGGAGAUAGGUGAGAAAAAUGAAUGACGGAGGGUUGUAAUUAGUUAGAAGAAAAUAUUGGUAGAGAAGUUAUAUUUUAGAAUAAAUUCUAAGAGAUAAAAUUUGUUAUAUUUUGGAACGGAGGGAGUAAAUCGGACUAAUAAAACUACAAAAUGUAACAAACACACUACCUCACCUAAAGCUAACCACCGCAAACUGAACUAGCAAGCUGGAAGAACUCUGCAAAAUUUGCUACCUAUCGACCUCGUCACCUCCGCUGUUUGUUUGCAGUCAUUCGCAGCGGCAGCGAUGGAUGUUGCGGCCGCCGCGGGCGUCGUUGGUGGGUUCUUGCAGGUCGUCUUCGACAAGUACUACGGCUCCAAGCUCGAGCAGUGGGCUGCUCGCUCGGGCCUGCACGGCGACUUCCUCAGCCUCAAGAACCAGCUCCACAUGGUCCGUGCCAUGCUCGAGGCAGGCGGCGGCGGCAACGCCCCCCACAACGACUCCCUGCGCAGCCUCAUCGUGGAGCUCAAAUCCGCUGCCUACGCCGCCGACAACGUGCUCGACGAGAUGGAGUACUACCGCCUCAAGGAGCUCGUCGAGGACACCAGUGGCCGCGACGGCGGCGCACCGUCGUCGUCGGCUCGCCAGGUGGUCGGCCGCAUACUGGUGCCUGCGCCUCUCCUGUCCAAUCCAUUCAAGCGAGCCAGGACGGGCGCCGACGAAGCCUUGCAAGGGCAGGGCGCUGACACGGACACCCCCAACUUCGAUCAGGAUGCAAUGUCCUCCAAGAUCAAAUCGAUAUCCUGCUGCCUCGAGCAGAUUGCUGGCAUGGUGCGGAGGAUCAUCGAGCUCGACAAGUUGGUGUCGAUGGCGAGCUUAGGGCAUGUACAACCAGAGGUGGUGGUAAGUCUGCGGCAGACAAGCUCCUUUCCCACUGAAACUAAGUUGUUUGGGAGAGAUGAGUCUACCAACAACAUCAUAAACCUUAUGCUUAGAACAGAUAUGGAGUCUAGGUACAAUAACUUCAAUGUUCUUCCCAUUGUUGGCAUUGGUGGAGUUGGUAAGACUGCUCUUGCCCAGUCUGUCUACAAUCAUCAAAGAGUAGUUGAUUCAUUUCAAGUGAGAGCCUGGGCAUGCGUUUCUGAUACUCUUGAUGUGCGCAGAGUUAUAGCAGAUUUGAUAGAUUCGAUCGAUGGUGGCCAAGAAACUCCCAAGUUUCAUAGAGUGCCUAGUCUUGAUGCAACUCAGAGAACUCUACUGAGGAAAAUUGAAGGGAAGAGGUUCUUGAUUGUCCUUGAUGAUGUGUGGGUCAGCAGCCACUGGGAGAAGCUUUGUGGUCCCUUCUCCGCGGGGAUGUCUGGAAGCAUGGUUUUAGUUACAACGCGACAGAGAAAAAUCGCCAAGGCCAUGGGCACAUUUGACAGUUUGACACUGCACGGUUUACAUGAUAAUGAAUUUUGGGCUUUCUUCCUACAGUGCACAAACAUCACAGAGGACCACAGCUUGGCUCGAAUAGGCAGGAAAAUAGCUCUCAAGUUGUAUGGCAACCCCUUGGCUGCCAAGACCAUGGGGAGAUUCCUUUCGGAAAACCACGAGGAGGAGCAUUGGUGCAAGUUUCUGAAUAGAAACAUAUGGGAACUAAAACAAGAGCCUGACGACGUUAUGCCGGUUUUGUUGUUGAGUUAUCAGCAUCUCCCUCUAAGCUUGCAGCGAUGUUUCACCUAUUGUGCCAUAUUUCCAAGAGGCUAUAAGUUCACUGAGCAAGAGCUUAUAUUUGCUUGGAUGGCACAAGGCCUUGUUCCAACACCUGGAGAGGAUCAGACAUUGGAAGAUGUAGGAAAGGAGUACCUUAACGAGUUACUCAGUUGCUCAUUCUUCCAUAUAAUCGAGAGUGGCCACUACAUGAUACCUGGGUUGUUACAUGAUCUUGCUCAACUUGUUGCAGAAGGGGAAUUCCAGGCAACUAAUGAUGAAACGCCGCAUCCAAAAGAACUCAUGGGCUGGCUUGCUGCAUCUAAAAAAUUUGCGGACUAUAAUGUUCUCUGCCUCUUCAUCAAUUUGGUCUCCAGGUUCUGAGGUAGUCUUUGUCCAGAGCAAUUGGCCUAGUACUAUCAGACUGUUGUCUCUGCCCUGCACUUUCCGAAAAGAG
Messenger RNA from Oryza sativa Japonica Group (Japanese rice), 2433 nucleotides. RefSeq names its product putative disease resistance protein RGA3. Gene Ontology annotation, biological process: defense response to other organism. The record is from RefSeq and is a predicted model, not a curated record. Gene Ontology annotation, molecular function: ADP binding. NCBI's taxonomy places the organism in Eukaryota, Viridiplantae, Streptophyta, Magnoliopsida, Poales, Poaceae.